AUGUGGCUGCCCCUGCUCCUCCUUGUUGGGUUCCUGGAAUUUCACUACACAGGCCCAUUCCUGCUGCGUCUGGCGGGGGGCCCCAGUGAGUGCGUGGGGCGUGUGGAGAUCAACUACAAGGGCCGCUGGGGCUCGGUGUGUGACGACGAGUGGGACCUGACCGACGCAGCCGUGGUGUGCAGGCAGCUGGGCUGCGGCACUGCACUCUCUGCCCCGGUGGGCGCCUGGUUUGGGGAGGGCACUGGCCCCAUCUGGCUCAAUGAGGUGCGGUGCCAGGGCUCAGAGCAACAUCUGCGCCACUGCCGCCACCGGGGCUGGCGCCAGCAUGUCUGCAGCCAUGAGGAGGAUGCCAGUGCUGUGUGCUCAGCCCACCGCUUCCUGCCUGUCAUCACCUCCGAGCCCUCGGUGCAGCCGGCCCUUGGGGACCACAGACCCCCAGCACAGAGCACAGCCAGGCCGGCUUCCACCACACCAGAGCACAGUGAAUUGAGCCAAAAGAAAUCUGAUGAGGUUCAACAAGCACAAGUGCAGAGUCCUGUACUUAGGACGGGCGCCCCCCUGCGGCUCGUGGGGGGCCCCCACAGCUGCGCUGGGCGUCUGGAGGUGCUUCACGGGAGCCAGUGGGGCUCAGUGUGUGAUGACGGCUGGGGGCUGCUGGAGGGUGCCGUGGUGUGCCGGGAGCUGGGCUGUGGUGCAGUUCAGGCUGCCCCCGGGGGGGCGCAUUUUGGGACUGGCACUGGCCCCAUCUGGCUGGAUGACGUGGGCUGCAGUGGGAAGGAGAUGUCCCUGCGGCAGUGCCGGGCACGGCCCUGGGGGCGCACCAACUGCCAGCACGACGAGGACGCCAGCGUCAUCUGCACAGGGGGUCCUGUGCUGCGGCUGGUGGGUGGCACCAGUUCCUGCUCCGGGCGGCUGGAGGUUUUCCACCAGGGCCGCUGGGGCACAGUGUGCGAUGACAUGUGGGCACUGCCAGGCGCGGCUGUGGUGUGCCGGGAGCUUGGCUGCGGGGACCCACUCUCUGCUCCCAGGGGGGCCUUUUUUGGUGAGGGCAGCGGUCCCAUCUGGCUGGACAACGUGCGGUGCCAGGGCAAUGAGUCGGCACUGAGCCGGUGUCUGGCUGCACCAUGGGGCGUGCACGACUGCCAGCAUGCGGAGGAUGCUGGUGUGGUGUGUACAGACGAGUUGGCCCAUGUGAGGCAGCGCUUUGCCAAGCCCAUGGCCCCACAGCCACAAAUGCAGAAGCCACGAAUGCAGAAGCCACGGACGCAGAAACCACGGAUGCAGAAGCCCCGACCCCGGCCCCCUUCAGCGGCACGGGAGGCGACACAAGCACCAGCCCAGGUAUCCCCACAGGCAGUGCUACCAGCCCAGGCUGUGACAGAUGCUGCCAUGCGUGUGAACAGGCCCAAGGAUGGGCUCCGUCCAGAACGGCCUGGAGCCCUGGGGGUGCAGCGCCUCAUCCCGAAGAACCGGCGGCCUCGCCCCAAACCAUUGCAGACACGCACAGACGCCGUCCAGCUCCAAGCUCCUGUUGCCACCCCCACCCUCAGGGUCCGCGCUGGGGCCCGAACUGACCCCCACAUGCCUCGUCCCCCACGCCGGCCUGGGGACAGCAUCCUGACGACUGUGGCCUCCGCAACCCAGCCUCCUAGCCAGCCCAACAGCGCCUGGAUGGACCCAGCCUCCUCCACCCCCACAACCACCCCCCCUCCUGGCCAGUCCUACAGCAUCUGGACCAGCUCAGCCUCCCCUACUCCCACCCCUCCUCCCAGCCAGCCCCACAGCACCUGGACUGGCCCAGCCUCCCCUACCUCUACCUCCACAACCACCCAUCCUCCUGGCCAGCCCCACAGCACCCGGAUGUACCUGGCCUCCCCUACCCCCAUCCUCACAAGCACGCACCAUCCCAGCCAGCCCCAGAGAGCCUGGACCAGCCUAGCCUCCCCCAUCCCCACAACCACUCCCCUUUCCAGCCAGCCCCACAGCACCCAGAUGGGCCUUGUCUCCCCUAAUAUCACCCACAUCCUCACAAUGACCCACAGAGCCCAAACAGACCCAAGCUUCCCCAUUCCAGCAACCACCCAGUCUCUGAACAUGCCCCACAGCAUCUGGCCAGGCCUGGCCCCCACCUCUCCCUCCUACACAACCACCCAGCUUCCUAGCCAGACCCACACCACUCGGAUGGGCCCAGCUCCCUCCGACCCCACAACCACCCAGCCUCAGGACGAGACCCACAGCGCCCGGACGGCUCCCUCCCACCCCACAACCACCCAGCCUCAGGACGAGACCCACAGCACCCGGCUGGGCCCAGCUCUCUCUGACCCCACAACCACCCAGCCUCAGGACGAGACCCACAGAGCCCAGAUGGGCCCAGCUCCCUCCCACCUCACAACCACCCAGCCUCAGGACGAGACCCACAGCACCCGGAUGGGCCCAGCUUCCUCUGACCCCACAACCACCCAGCCUCAGGACGAGACCCACAGCGCCCGGACGGCUCCCUCCCACCCCACAACCACCCAGCCUCAGGACGAGACCCACAGCGCCCGGACGGCUCCCUCCCACCCCACAACCACCCAGCCUCAGGACGAGACCCACCGCCCCUGGAUGGGCCCAGCUCCCUCCCACCCCACAACCACCCAGCCUCAGGAUGAGACCCACAGUGCCCAGAUGGGCCAAGCUCCCUCCCACCCCACGACCACCCAGCCUCAGGACGAGACCCACAGCCCCCGGACAGGCCCAGCUCCCUCCCACCCCACAACCACCCAGCCUCAGGACAAGACCCACAGCGCCCGGAUGGGCCCAGCUCCCUCCCACCCCACAACCACCCAGCCUCAGGAUGAGACCCACAGCACCUGGAUGGGCCCAGCUCCCUCCCACCCCACAACCACCCAGCCUCAGGACGAGACCCACAGCGCCUGGAUGGACCCAGCUCCCUUCCACCCCACAGCCACCCAGCCGCAGGAUGAGACCCACAGCGCCCAGAUGGGCCCAGCUCCCUCCCACCCCAUAACCACCCAGCCGCAGGAUGAGACCCACCGCGCCCGGAUGGGCCCAGCUCCCCCACACCCCACAACCGCCCAGCUGCAGAAUGAGACCCACAGCACCCGUAUAGGCCCGGCCUCUCCCUCCCAGCCCCAGGGCGAGCUUCCUGGUACUCGGACACUGUAUGCCAGCCCAGCAGUUAAUGGGACAGGUUGUGCCAAGACACCUGCAACGCCCUGGCUCCCAGGCACCCCGGCUGCACAGACAGGCUACGAAUCCCCUCAGCUGCGGGAACUGAUCCAGGUGGUGCGGGCGCUGCGGGGGGACCUGCGUGCCCUCGUCCAUACCCAGCGGCAGGAGCGCCCCCUGCUGGGUGCCAUUGCUGGCAGCCUGGCCGAGCUGGCGGGGGCUGUACAGCAGCUGGUAGUGGAGCUGCCCAGCCAGGUGCUUCGGGGGCAGAGCCAGCCCCUCACUCCAGCGUGGCGUAGGCAGGGCCCUGCACCCCCCACUAACAGCCUCACCUGA
Messenger RNA from Gopherus flavomarginatus (Mexican gopher tortoise), 3507 nucleotides. Its product is annotated as soluble scavenger receptor cysteine-rich domain-containing protein SSC5D-like. The coding region runs from base 1 to 3507 and encodes 1168 amino acids. The transcript has 11 exons. The record is from RefSeq and is a predicted model, not a curated record. Lineage: Eukaryota; Metazoa; Chordata; Testudines; Testudinidae. Gene Ontology annotation, cellular component: membrane.